AUGUCCAAUUACAACCAGUACGGCGACGCGCCAGGAAACAACCCCUACUCGAACCCCGCGGGCGCCAACUCGUACGAGAUGGACGCGGUGGGGUCCAACCCCUACGGCAUGGACUCCAAGACGUCCUUCAACCCCACCUCCACCAACGAACCCCCCGCAUAUGGCCGAACAAAUGCCCCCCAGGGCGACAUGAUGGACUUUUUCGAGGAGGUAGAUGAAAUCAAGAAGAGCAUUCUGCAAUACGACCAGAACAUUGACAGCAUCGAGUCGCUGCACAAGCGGUCGCUCAACGAAAUUAGCGAGGAGCAGGAAGCCUACACACGGGAGCAGAUUGAGUCGCUGGUUGACGAGACCUCCUCUCUGUCGCAGUCUCUCAAGGACCGGAUCAAGUCCCUGCAAUCGCGAUCCACCAGAGACUCUACCAAAAAGACACAGGCCGAGAACCUCAAGCGGCAAUUCAUGAACUCCAUCCAGCGGUACCAGACCGUCGAGGCCACGUUCCGACAGCGAUACCGAGAGCGGGCUGAGCGGCAAUACCGAAUUGUGCGCCCCGAGGCCACUGACGCCGAGGUGCGUUCCGCCAUUGACGACGCCCAGGGCGAGCAGAUUUUCUCCCAAGCAUUGAUGACGUCCAACCGACGAGGACAGGCUCAGACGGCCCUUUCCGAGGUUCAGAACCGACACAAGGAGAUCCAGAAGAUCGAGCAGACCAUGUCGGAGCUGGCCCAGCUGUUCCACGACAUGGAGUUGCUUGUGGCCGAGCAGGAGGCCCCUGUGCAGCACAUUGACAACCAGACCCAGGGCGUGCAGACAGAUAUCGAGCAGGGUCUCGGGCACACCAACAAGGCCGUCAUCAAGGCCCGAGCCUACCGAAAGAAGAAGUGGUGGUGUCUGCUCAUUUGUUUCAUCAUUGUGGCUCUCGCCGUUGGUCUGGGUGUCGGUAUCCCUGUAGCCAACGCUGCCAACAAGAACUAG
This is a messenger RNA of Yarrowia lipolytica CLIB122, 975 nucleotides long. RefSeq lists its product as uncharacterized. The record is from RefSeq and is a predicted model, not a curated record. Gene Ontology annotation, molecular function: SNAP receptor activity; SNARE binding. Gene Ontology annotation, biological process: intracellular protein transport; exocytosis; vesicle fusion. Gene Ontology annotation, cellular component: endomembrane system; SNARE complex; plasma membrane. NCBI's taxonomy places the organism in Eukaryota, Fungi, Ascomycota, Dipodascomycetes, Dipodascales.